UCAUUCAACCAUCUUCAUCUUGUCUCCGUAGUUUUUCUAAAGGUGUUGAUCAGAAGAUAUGGACUGUUUGAUCAACAAGUCAAAGAAGAAGAAACUCUCAGAAGCAAAUCAACGGCUAAGAUCGUUUCAAGAAAACGGUAAGAUCCUCUUACAAGACCUCAUCGAGCUUUGCAACGGCAAAUCAAAUCCAAUCAAGACUUUCUCUGCUAACCAAAUCAUCCAAGCCACCGACAACUUCCACGAGAGCAAUCACAUGUUUCGCUUCGAGUUUAUAUACAGAGGUACGCUCGAAAACCGUCCUGUACUAAUCAAGAGAGCUACAUGGAAAUUAUACACAUCUGAUACACUAGCAAAGAUCUGUCGUGACAUAACCGUCUCGUCCAUGGUGAGUGGUCACAAGAACUUUCUCAAGCUGUUAGGAUGCUGUCUUGAGUUUGAGUAUCCGGUCUUAGUAUGCGAGUAUGCAGAACGUAUACCUUACAAUACUCCAAACUUGGGAAUGGUAAUCAAGAUGGCCAAAGAGAUUGCUGUUGCGGUUUCUUACCUUCACACAGCGUUUCCAAGGACUAUGAUUCAUAUGGAUAUACAGCCUUCUAAUAUUUUCUUGGACUCGAACGGAACAGCAAAGCUAAGUGGGUUUUGUCUCUCUGUCUCAAUCCCGGAAGGAGAGACGUUUGUUAAGGUCGAUGCUGAUAGAGUAGAAGGAGUUUUGGAUUAUUUAGAGUACAAUUAUGUGACGAGUGGUGUAGUGACUGAGAAUACUGAUGUUUUUAGUUUUGGAGUGCUGUUGCAAAAUCUCUUGAUUGGAAAGCGUGGAGUGGUUGAUCGUUGCAAGGGUGAUGAGAGUUUGUUUGAAUACGAGCACAGUGUGUUGAACCUGAGGGUUUCAGAUAGAGUGUGUAAGUUUGUGGAGGAGGGAAGAGUCGUUGAGAUAUUGGAUCCACAAAUGUUGGAAAGUAUGGGUGAUGAUGAAACUGGAGAACAAGAGAGGCGGCAAAUGGAAGCAGUUCUGAUGCUCUCACUUAGAUGCACUGGUCAUAAAGGUGAUGUUCCAAAGAUGAUGGAAGUGGCAAAAGAACUGAAAAGGAUUGAGAGAUGGACAUAGAAUAGGUGUUGUAAACUUUCUAUUUAUAUGGUCAGGUUUAUAAUAAUAAAAAGAUAUUGUAAUAAAUAUCGAUAUUGUGGUAAAUAUUGUAAUAUUUAAAAUCUUGAGGGUGAAAAUAAAAUAUCCUCGGAGU
This is a messenger RNA of Brassica oleracea var. oleracea, 1238 nucleotides long. RefSeq names its product probable inactive receptor-like protein kinase At1g65250. The record is from RefSeq and is a predicted model, not a curated record. The transcript has a single exon. Gene Ontology annotation, biological process: cell surface receptor signaling pathway; protein phosphorylation. NCBI's taxonomy places the organism in Eukaryota, Viridiplantae, Streptophyta, Magnoliopsida, Brassicales, Brassicaceae. Gene Ontology annotation, cellular component: plasma membrane. Gene Ontology annotation, molecular function: protein serine/threonine kinase activity; ATP binding. The coding region runs from base 59 to 1105 and encodes 348 amino acids.